CUGUGGGCCUUUAUCUGUGUUCUGCUUCCUCCCUGGAAACACCACUAGGCCUUUGGAGCCGGGAAUCGGCAGGCUCUCCCCAUGGCAGUUGUAGCAUUGCUCCUCCUGUUCUUGUGUGGGCACCCCCAGGCUGCUGCAGACAGCAUCCAGAUCAUCUAUGUAGCCUCAGGGGAGGCAGUGGAGAUGCCGUGCCCGUCACCCCCUUCCCUGCUUGGGGGCCAGCUCCUAACCUGGUUCCGCAGUCCUGUAGCAGGCUCCUCCACCAUCUUGGUGGCCCAGGUCCAAGUAGACAGGCCAGCCUCAGACCUUCGGAAACCUGAACCUGAUUCCAGGUUCAAACUCCUCAGGAAUUAUUCCUUAUUGCUGGAAGGGUCCAGGGAUGAAGACGCUGGACGGUACUGGUGUACUGUGAUGGACCAGAACCACAAGUACCAGAACUGGAGGGUGUAUGACGUCUCUGUGCUCAGAGGGUCCCAGUUCUCUGUGACGUCUCCAGACGGCCCCUCUUGCUCUGCCCUCCUGUGCUCUGUGGUCCCUGCCAGGCGCCUGGACUCCGUGACCUGGCUAGAGGGAAGGAACCCCGUGAGAGGACACGCUCAGCACUUCUGGGGAGAAGGGGCCGCCCUGCUCUUGGUGUGUCCCUCAGAGGGGCUUCCCGAGACCAGGAGCCGCAGGCCGAGGACAAUCCGCUGCCUUAUGCCUCAGAACAAAAGAUUCAGCUUUAGCCUGGCAGCUUCUGCAGAACCUUCUCCCACUGUUUCUACCCCUCCCCCAAGCUGGGAUGUGCCCUGGAUACUGGUGCUGUUGUUCAUGGCCGGCCAAGCGGUCACCAUCAUAGCUCUCAGCAUAGUGAUCUGGAGGCGGCGGAGGGCCCAGGGCUCUCAGGGCAGAGAACCCUCGAUUCCUCAUUUCAAACCUGAAGUCCAGGUCUAUGAGAACAUCCACUUGGCCGGCCUUAGCCUACCCGCCCACAAGACCAGGUGAUCCUGGAGACAUCUGCCUCAGAAAACCUGCCCCACAGUUCUGUGUCUGGCCACCAGCACCUGAAGGAUUCCCUGGAAACCUCGGCAAAGGGGCGGCUGAGGGUGUGACUCUUACUGGGCUUCCAACAGCCACCAAGCUGGAGGGGACGGGGACAACAUAAGGAAGAGAGUAACAUCAUUCUGUGAUGUCACCUAAAAAAAAAA
This is a messenger RNA of Apodemus sylvaticus (European woodmouse), 1187 nucleotides long. It is a transcript of the gene Ly6g6f, whose product is annotated as lymphocyte antigen 6 family member G6F. The coding region runs from base 82 to 984 and encodes 300 amino acids. Lineage: Eukaryota; Metazoa; Chordata; Mammalia; Rodentia; Muridae. The record is from RefSeq and is a predicted model, not a curated record. The transcript has 6 exons.